Messenger RNA from Empidonax traillii (willow flycatcher), 1071 nucleotides. Its product is annotated as keratin, type I cytoskeletal 12-like. The record is from RefSeq and is a predicted model, not a curated record. Gene Ontology annotation, molecular function: structural molecule activity. Lineage: Eukaryota; Metazoa; Chordata; Aves; Passeriformes; Tyrannidae. The transcript is spliced from 7 exons.
AUGCAGAACCUCAACGACCGUCUGGCUGCGUAUCUGGACAAGGUGAGGUCUCUGGAGGACGCCAACACCGAGCUGGAGCGCAAAAUCCGUGAGUGGUACGAGAAGAGUGGCCCUGGCACUGGCACCCCUGGAUCUGGGAACGACUACAGUAAAUUCUAUCCUCUCAUUGAAGAUCUUCGAAACAAGAUCAUCAACGCUACCAUCGACAACGCGAGGAUCAUUCUGCAGGUCGAUAAUGCCAGGCUGGCUGCUGAUGACUUCAGGCUGAAAUAUGAGAAUGAAGUGGCUCUUCGGCAGAGUGUGGAGGCCGAUAUCAACGGUCUGCGCAGAGUCCUGGAUGAGCUGACCCUGACCAGGGGAGAUCUGGAGUUGCAGAUUGAAAGCCUGAAUGAGGAACUGGCUUAUCUCAAGAAGAAUCAUGAGGAGGAGCUUCAGGGCAUCCAAAGCAGUGAAAUGGGCCAAGUCAGCGUGGAAAUGGACGCUGCUCCAGGGACUGACCUGACCAAGCUUCUGAAUGACAUGAGGGGACAAUACGAAGUCAUCGCUGAGCAAAACCGUAAAGAGGCCGAGGCGUGGUUCAAUGAAAAGAGCGGGGAGCUGAAAAGGGAGAUCUCCACCAAUACUGAGCAGCUCCAGUCGGGAAAGAGCGAGAUCACGGAUUUAAAACGGACCCUGCAGAGCCUGGAAAUAGAGCUGCAGUCUCAGCUAGCCAUGAAAAAAUCCCUGGAAGACACCCUGGCAGAGACAGAAGGCGGUUACUGCACUCAGCUGUCGCAGAUGCAGCUGCAGAUUGGGAACCUGGAGUCCCAGCUCUUCCAGGUCAGGGCUGACAUGGAGCGCCAGAACGCCGAGUACCAGCAGCUCCUGGACAUCAAGAGUCGCCUGGAGAUGGAGAUUGAAACCUACCGGCGCCUGCUGGAUGGAGAGUUCGUGUAAGGGGGCCGAUUAUUUUCUGUAGCAAAAUCCCCUCCGGACCCAACCAAAACCAGAAAGAUCAAGACAAUUGUCGAAGAAGUGGUAGAUGGAAAAGUUGUCGCAUCCCAUGUUAAGGAAGUUGAAGAGAAGAUAUGA